AUGGAUAGAAACUCGUGUCUUAAGUUCCUUAACGACUCAGGCUCUAAGGUCUCGAUAAUCCCUAAGUCAAUUUUCAGGAAGCCUCGACUUUCAGGAAGACUCACUCUCCAUGCGGCUAAUCUCUAUCCCAUAAAGACUUAUGGGACGCACGAUAUGGCAUUGAACUUGGGCCUUCGCAGAGUCUUCAUAUGGCCUUUCAUCAUAGUAGAGAUGUCCACUCCAAUCAUCGGCGCAGACCUGCUGAGUGACACUGGGCUUUUGGUAGACAUUAGGAACAAGAAGCUCAUCGACUCAGUCACCAAGCUCUGCGCUGCUGGCACCCUGUCCCUGGCCAAACUAUACAGCAUCUCAGCUGUGCUAAGUCUGUCAACACCAGGACCAUUCAGCCAAGCAUACGAUACCUUGCUUCGUACAUUUAUGGACAUUGCUGCCCCGGAUAGCACUACUGCUUCUCUGCGAGACCUGCCUAUCAAGCACAGCAUCGUGACCACUGGCCCUCCAGUGUUUAAGCGUCCAAGAUGA
Copidosoma floridanum is the source of this 522-nucleotide messenger RNA. RefSeq lists its product as uncharacterized. The record is from RefSeq and is a predicted model, not a curated record. NCBI's taxonomy places the organism in Eukaryota, Metazoa, Arthropoda, Insecta, Hymenoptera, Encyrtidae.